AUGGAAAGUGUCGAAGAAAUCUGGUACAGAGUCCAGAGAACAGAACCAGAGACUUAUGAUGAAGCUAUGAAGUCCAAGGAUAAAGAAAAAUGGGAAGCAGCAAUGAGGGCAAAGAUGCACUCUCUAGAGGUAAACAGAACCUGGACUUUGGUACCCAAACCCAAAGAUCAGAAGCUGAUCCAAUGCGAAUAUUCAGAAGAAAUUCUGCCUCCAAAUUGUAGUAAUUACACAACAGUUAGAACUUCAAUUGAUUGGGAUUCGGCUGAUGCUACAAAAGGGGCUUUGACAAAUCCAGAGAUCUUCAUAGGAUGGAAACCUCAUAAAGAAUGCGAUAACUGCGAAAAUUCAGGGGACUACUGCGGGUUCAACAAGACAAGCAAUUCUGUAAUGUGUUGCAAACACGAAAAUCCAAAAUUCUGCUCGAACUACCCGCGCCAUCAUUCUCCGACAAAAAAAAUUUUAGUGUCCGUGGCCGCAAGUAUUGGAGGCAGUACGUUACUUGUGUUGGUGAUAGUUCUUGUUUACAAAUCAUGGAAAUCUGAGAGUGAAAAAAAGACUCAACUUGAAGUAGACAAGUUCCUGGAAGACUACAGGACCCUCAAUCCAGCUAGAUAUUCUUACAGUGACCUUAGGAAAAUUACUGGUAAAUUUAAGCAGAGACUCGGCCAAGGAGGUUAUGGAAGUGUCUUCAGAGGGAAAUUCUCCAAUGGAAUUCCGGUCGCGGUUAAGAUGUUAGAACAUUCAGAAGGAAAUGGAGAAGAGUUCAUCAAUGAAGUGGCUAUUAUAGGUAGGAUACACCAUUUUAACAUUGUUCGCUUUCUAGGAUUCUGCUCAGAAGGAACACGACGUGCUCUUAUUUAUGAGUUUAUGCCAAAUGGAUCACUUGAAAAGUUUAUAAUCUCAAGGGAAAACGAGUCAGCUCAGCAUCCAUUAAGUUGGGAGAAGCUGCAAAACAUUGCAAUUGGUGUUGCUCGUGGAGUAGAGUACUUGCACCAAGGAUGCAACCAAAGGAUCCUUCACUUUGACAUCAAGCCCCACAAUAUAUUACUUGACCAUAAUUUUCUGUCAAAGAUAUCAGAUUUCGGUCUUGCCAAGCUAUGCUUAAAAGAACAAAGUAUUAUAACAAUGACAGCGGCCAGAGGAACUGCUGGCUAUAUUGCUCCAGAGCUUUAUUCGAGGAAUUUCGGAGAUGUUUCUUACAAGUCAGACGUGUUUAGUUAUGGAAUGAUGUUGUUAGAGAUGGUUGGAAGUCGAAAGAAUAUUGAUCUUACAACUGAAAGUCAAAGCCAAAUUUACUUUCCUGAGUGGGUAUACAACAAAAUGAGCCAAGGAGAAGAGCUUAAUUUAGAAAUUGAGGAAGCUGGAGAUGAGGAAAUUGCCAAGAAACUUGCAAUUGUGGGACUCUGGUGCAUUCAAUGGAAUCCAACAGAGAGACCUUCUAUGCCAGUGGUAUUGCACAUGCUUGAAGGUGAUUUACUGAGCUUGGGGAUGCCUCCAAAGCCCUUUGUUUCAUGCGAUGUUGGAAUUGGUGCAAUUGAUUGAUUUACUAAUAAAUGUAAACUAGACUGAAGGAUUUAAUAUUAGAAUGUAUUUUAUGUAUUAUCAUUGGCUUUGAAUUUCUUUACUGUAGAUAAAUUUCUAAAGAACUUGGGGAUAUGUCUCCAUAGCUCUUUCUUCAGAUGGUUAAAUGGAGCCAAAUUGAUAUAUCAAAGACACAAUUGAAAGAAACUCGCUGUUUGAAAUACGUCCAUCUGUAUAUGAGACUUGUUCUUCUUCUUGUAUUGAAAUUUUGAA
Messenger RNA from Pistacia vera, 1794 nucleotides. RefSeq names its product rust resistance kinase Lr10-like. The transcript is spliced from 4 exons. Bases 1 to 1542 code for a protein of 513 amino acids. Gene Ontology annotation, biological process: protein phosphorylation. NCBI's taxonomy places the organism in Eukaryota, Viridiplantae, Streptophyta, Magnoliopsida, Sapindales, Anacardiaceae. The record is from RefSeq and is a predicted model, not a curated record. Gene Ontology annotation, molecular function: ATP binding; protein kinase activity.